Danaus plexippus (monarch butterfly) is the source of this 1907-nucleotide messenger RNA. RefSeq lists its product as uncharacterized. NCBI's taxonomy places the organism in Eukaryota, Metazoa, Arthropoda, Insecta, Lepidoptera, Nymphalidae. The record is from RefSeq and is a predicted model, not a curated record. The transcript has 9 exons. The coding region runs from base 405 to 1709 and encodes 434 amino acids.
CGCACCAAUCUCGCAUAAAUAACCUUCUUAAAUUGUGAAGCGUUCUAUAGGUUUCCACGGUGGUCGAGAAACUGGCUAAAAUAGUUCGAGGCUGAAAAAUACUAUGGCUAUUGGCUGGGCGGGACAGAAAUAGCAGCACUGUUUUGAAUGGAUAACGCUUUUUUGCUAGUUAUUAUUACAGGCUAUAUUAUAAAAUCAUUAGGAAGAAAAAAAUACAUAAUAUAUUGAAUUACACAUUAAUCUUAACGUAAUACAAAGUUAACAAUAUUAAAACUAGAAGUCCUCAUUAUUACUGGCCGAAAGGACUUAAAACAGUUGUUCAUACUUAACAUAUCUGUCAUCGGAAUUAUUAUACUCAUUUUAUUGUAGUGCAUUUUCCAUCGUUUACGUUAAAACUGUAAGGAAUGACGAAUUUAGAUGACCACGAUUCGUGUGACCCUCGUGAUGCAGCGUUGCUAGCUGUUCAUUUGGUGAGCCAGGUGCUGGACGAGGCCUAUGUUAUAGCAAACGCAGCGAAAGAAUCCGGUGAACCAUGGAAUUAUAUAUCAAGCUUAAGAAAACUCAGGAUUUCACGUCUAGAUGAGACUUAUGAGGACGACAUGACCUUCACAGUAUCAAAGGAUGAUUAUAAAUAUGUUGAAGGGAAUAAUAUUGAGAAUGAAGUUGUUACGUCAACGCCACAGAAAGGAAACUUCGCCAAAGACCAGAAUGAUGCUAGCUUUAUAGGUCAAGGAGAUGAAAAUUUUGAAGUGAGAAACUACAGAUUACGAAACUCUACAUCAAUGUUUAUAAAUAACUUAUUCAACAUGAGUGAUGUCCAGCCCUUUGUUUGCGACGAGCCUGGCUGUAGAUACGAUAUCGAAAUACAAAACGAUAUUGAAUCAAACGAAGCACAAAACGAAGAUAUAGUUAAAAUUAUUGAUUCCUACCUCAAUAAUGUGAUUGAUGCUGUAUUUGUAAGAGACGAAGCCAAAACGUCAAAUACCAGUUCUUCACGAGAAGAUUCUAGAAGCAAUUCGGAUCUAGCUGACGCGUUUGGCUCUGAUAUUGCCCAGGAUGUAGGAUUUUAUAUGGAUGAAGUUACGAGUAAUGUUACGGAAGGAAAGAAUAAUGUUGAUAAAGAAACAGUUGAAAAACAUGAAGUUGAACAAGUGAGUCAAUCAGAACAAAAGAAUAAAGACAUUGCUGCAUAUGAAAACGCUUUCUUAACUUUAAACCGUGACUAUGAUGUCUCUGAUGAUGAUGAUGAACCUGUCUUACGGGAUCCCAAGACGAUGAUGAUGCAGGAAAUUGAAUUAUUAACCGCUGUCACUUCAACUGAUAAUGUUUCUUCUAAGCAGGAUCAAAAAACGUUGGCAGCAACAUCCGGAGUUUCUACACAAGUUUCGCGGAAGAGUAAUCUCGUGAGGAGGUGUCGCGUGCAGGGUGCAAAGUUACUGUCGUGUCUUAGGGGUUUGUGGUGGAAACGAAGGCUUCUUGGAAGAAGGAAGGAAUGUCGUGGGCCGGGGUCUAUUCGUGGCUUCUGUCCCUUGUCACCGGAUGCUCGGCGUCGAGCCGCAAGUCUUCUAGACCAAAGGAACCUCCGUACUCCUUCGCCUUCUAGAUCAGUUUUUUGGAAAUUCAACACCGUCAACGAAGCCCUAGUUCAUUCGUCCCGUUGGAAAGAUUUCGGCCUCAAGAUGAGCUUAAACGAAAAUGAUGAAUUUUAAUAUCGACCACCAGCGUUAAAAAUUUAUAACAUUUUAAUUUUUAAUAUUUUAAAGAUAUAUAUAUUUAAUUUAUUUGAAAUAAGACUUUGAUUAUUUUUCGAUUGUCACACCGUUGACUACAUGGUGGCUGAACAAAUAGCAUUGUAUAUGUUACAGUGAUCGGAUCGAAAUAGUAAAUUGUAUAUGUAUAUUCGUCAU